Messenger RNA from Bactrocera oleae (olive fruit fly), 5503 nucleotides. NCBI's taxonomy places the organism in Eukaryota, Metazoa, Arthropoda, Insecta, Diptera, Tephritidae. The record is from RefSeq and is a predicted model, not a curated record.
AGCAUAUAUGUUAGUCUGUUUGUGAGUUUGAUUGGUAUUUUUAUACAAAUUUGACUAACCUUUUUCGCUUAUACUAUACCCAGUAAGAAAAAUUUUUGACAUUUUUACGGAAAUGUUGAGAAGUAUUUUUAACCUUUUCUGUAAUUAUGAGAUACGGUAUAAGGUUCAAAAAUUGUAUAUACUUUGAAUUUACCCUUUUCAGGGUAUACAAGUAUUACAUAAAUUGUAUACAUGUUUUUUUUUACCUUGAAAACUAUUUAUUCUGCUCAGUGGGUACAACUUUUGGUUAUUGUUGUUAGUGCGAUUAUAGUUUCUUAAUAUUUUUGCUGCCAUAUUAAGCUGCUAUUAUUGUGUUACUGCUAUUAUUGUGUUACUGCUGCCAUACUCGUUUAUUACAUUAAACUGAUUAUUAGUAGUGUUGCCGUGGUUGUUAUUGCUGCUACCAUUGUGGUUUACAGCUGUGUCUGGCAUAACAAAUACAGGGUUAGACAUGGUAGUUGCCACAGGCAACAAUAGGCUAGUAACCAAAACAAUUAUUUACAAAAAAACAACAAACAACAUUCACACGCACACACAAAAAACUACAAGUGCACUUAAAUACAAACACACACACACAAAUAUAUAAAUGCUCAAAGAAAUAGCCAUGAAAAUGGCUUCACAUAUCCUCAGUGGAAUUUCAAGUGCGACAAAAGCAGACAGAUAAGUGAACGUCGACAAAACAGUUAACGGAGUGAAUUAUAUUGAAGUGCAAGUCAAAAGCUGUAGCAGCAGCUAACUGUAAAAGUGUUCAUUGUGCGCAAGAAAAAGCAGAAUUAUUAGAGAAACGAAGAAGGCAAGUGGAAGAAGCAGCAGCAUAUUAAGUGAAUAGGAGUGCGCCUAAAAGCCCAUUAGGCGCAUACAUGUGCAGAGUGCGAGAACAUUAGCCAAAAAGAUAAAUACAAAAAAAGAACAAACCAACAACCACAAAAACACAUUGACUAGCUAAAGAAAAAUUAUACAGUAUAUUCGAGCGUCGAAUAAAAGACAAAACGAAAACAAACUCGCAUGGUGUGAAAAAGGUGUUGCCAUAUGAAGCAAUGCGCGCACACUAAGUUGGUUAAGUAAUUGGUGAGCGCCACAAUAACAACAACAAAGUUGCACAGCACGCAGCAGCUAGCUUGCUGUGGAGGCAAUGGUGCACAGCUUGUGGCGGUCAGCGCCUGACACAUCAUUAUAAGCACAUCAGCAGCACGUGUGAGCACAUACACAAGCGCACGCAUAUACAACCACACAUAUACAUGUACGCUUACAAAAAUAUCGCACGCGCUUGUAUUGUCCUUUUGUGUGCACGUCACUGUAACCAUUGUGCUGUCGUGCUCUUUUAACAACAACAUUUUCGUAUAAUUUCACAUUAUUUCUGUGUACGCCUCAACCGCAACGUGUCUGCCGUGUCACUGUGUGGCGAUUGUGUGUGAGCGCGUGCAUGCGUGCGUCAGUCAUUUGCAGCCGCAACGUCCGGCAUUAGAGUACCGCGUCUACGUCAACGGUAACCGCAACAUCACACAUACACAUACACGCACAUUUACAUUCGUAAUCCAAAAUAAGUGUGGCAGCACUCAUCAAGUGCUCAAAACAAUGCUAACUUGUGUGUGUCGUCCCGUCUCCGGUAAUUUGCCGAAAAUGCCACCAACAAUGAUGCCCGCACCGAAGCCGCCACGCAGCGCCAUCGCCAUUACCGGGCUAGGUGUGACGCCCACUGUUGUGGUGACAGCGGAACCCAAAAUGAACGUGCCUGGCAGGCUGACAUCAGCCGAAUUACGGGCGAUGGCAUUGCGACAACAACAGCAAAUCGACUCGCAACACCAGCUGUUGGCCACCAAGGAGCAGCGCUUGCGUUUCCUCAAAUCGCAGGAAGUGCGAAAUGCGGUCGCCAGCGCCGAAGGUGAGCGCCUGCGACGUUUGCGGGAGCGCGUCGAAGCGCAGGAAUCCAAAUUGCGGCGACUGAGAGCGCUGCGAGGUCAAGUGGACUUACAGAAGACUUACAAUGUUACGCUGAGCAACGAUCUGGACUCAAUUCGUGCGCUUUUCAGCGAGAAGGAGAAAGAACUUAGUUUAGCAGUAGCAAAAGUUGAAGCGCUCACACGACAACUAGAAGAUUUACGACGCGAUCGUCGCUGCCCCAUAAAUCUGCUAUCAACGGGCAAUAAUAAUGGCAACGCGCAACCGCUACCACCACAAGCAUCACGGGAACUCGAAAAGUUGCGACGCGAGUUGGUGUAUCGCAAUCAAUUGUCGCUGCAGCAGGAUGCGCGCCUGCAUCUACAGCGCGAGGCGCUGCAACAACGACAGGCUGAACUGCGCUCCGUUGACCAGCGCAUCUACGAGCUACAGACGCGCUUGCAACGUAAGAAGGCCGCCAAUAUACAAAAUAACGCGCAAAAUCAAAAUCAACUGCAUAUACCACCGCAUGAUUUGCACCAACAGCAGCAGCACCAGAAACAGCAGCAACAACAGCCACAUCAGCAGCAUCAACAAAGCGCGUCACAGCAACAGUCACACCCAUCACCGACGCAGGCGUAUAGCAAACCGCACACCAAUGUUGCCUACAACCAACAACAGAGCGGCCAUCAUCACAAGCCAAGUGGUGUGGCAGCGCUCAAACAGCAGUUGUUGCAAAAGCAAGCCAAUAAUCUGUUGACCACAACGCAGCAACAGCAGAAUGCUUCGAAAUUCCCGAAUAUCAUCACGCGCGAGCAAAAUCGAAACAUACCGCGCGGCAAUGUCGCAGCGGUGGAGCCAUACAUACACACGCCGCAUAAGUCUGCUGGUGGCGCCUACUUGGGCGCCGGUAAUAUACUAAAGCAUGCCGCCGCUACAGCUAAUACGAAUCAGCAGAAUCAACUGAUACAGGAUUUGACACACAUGAAGCACAACAUAACUGCCGCUACGCAUAGUCCACAAGGCGGCGCGCCGCACAGUGGUACAAACGCCGCAAGCGCGCAAACAUUUUUCAGCGGCGAGAGCGAUGAAUCAAAGUUGGCGAAGAAAAUGUUGACAGCGUCGCUUGCCGCUGCCAAGGCCGCAGAACCGACGAAACCCGUGGAAGUGGACACAUCGAUGCACAUCUAUGCCGAGGUGGGUCCAAAAAAGAGAGAUUUGCAAAAAGCAGCAGAGGCUGCCAAAGCGGCGGAAGCUGCCGCCCGCGCGGCUGAAGCAGCUGCGAUGGCUUCAACAAGCGGAAAUGGCGCAUCCACCACCACUGCUAUCACAACUACCGGCAGCAAAAUACCGAAAAGCAUCAGUUCCUCCACCUCAGCGACUGUUUUGAUCAGCAAACUGAACAGCGCCACCGCUGCCUCGAGAGAGGCGCGCACUGACUUGGAGCGAAGAUGCGAGGGUGCGGCAAGCGAAGCGCUAACUGAGAAACACAGUCAGCAACAACAGCAGCUAACUGUGCAUAGCAUGCCACUGGGCACUGCCAAUAAGUCACUUGCCACUGCUGUCGCGCACACGAGUGCAUCUACGGCUACAACAACAACGAGCACAGCAACUGCCGAAGGCACCCAUACGAAGCCGAAACCACUGCAGGCACACUCAGCCAGCGGUCUGGCAAUACCGCCGCGCAAGCCAAUUAGUAGCGUAGCGCCCACAUCGGUGACAAGCUCCAUACCGAAAAUGGUACCCAUUAGUCCUAAGGUCAAUCGCGUUGCGCCGAAUGUCGUAACAGCCACAUCGACAGCUACGAUAAGUGCGGCGGCAGCAACAGCAAACGCCGCAUACCCAGAUCGACCGGCGCUGCCACCGAAACCAAGCAAAAUGUCGCCUACAGAACACGCAAGUGAGCACAAUGCGCAAGCUACAACAACGUCAACAACAUCAAUGCUGAAAAAACCCGCCGUACACGCCGCGUCAAUAACAGCAGCCGCGUCAAAUGAAUUGCAGCAAGCCACCCAAGGCUUGCAAACGCUCAAUAUAAAUGAUAAUCUGCCGAUCAAGGCGAAACCGCUGACAAUACGCAAGCAACCUAUGUGUGAGCAACCGCGUCUCAAGUUGAACAGCAAUGUGCCCAAACCACCGCUACAAACGGCGCGAAAAAUGGAUAUGCCAGCUGCAUCGUCGUUCCUCUACCCCGCGGAUGGUAGUCAACGCGGUGAACGCGGCAAAGAUGCACAAGAUAAUGGCAAUAAUAACAACAAUGCUAACCGCUCAACUGUCUCAGGCAGCAUCACAUCAUCGGCCGCCUCGUCGCCGGAACAGCUACCGCAGUAUUCGCUGCCACAAGUCCCACCACCAACAUCCAAUGCGGCAACGGCACAGUCACAGCAUUCGCCAAACAGCAAUUCGCAGACGAGCUCCAGCUUAGACGAAUUGGAUAAAAUUGAGCAUCACAGCGAUGGGGUAAGCGGCAUUGAAUCUACCACCGAUGCAAAUGGUAUGAAGCGGCGCGCCAUAUCCACAGGUAGCGCGCCAACAUCUUCUGCGCUUUCGUCAGCGUCUAACGGCAAUGGCAAACCGAAAUUGGCGCGCCGCGUGAGCUUCGAUCCGCUCGCUCUACUGUUGGACGCCAGUCUCGAAGGUGAACUGGAACUGGUGAAGAAGACCGCAAUGCAAGUGGCGAAUCCCAGCGCCGCCAAUGAUGAAGGCAUCACCGCACUGCACAACGCCAUCUGCGCUGGUCACUUCGACAUAGUCAAAUUUCUCGUGGAAUUUGGCUGCGAUGUCAACGCCCAGGUGUAUGCGGUAUUCUCGUAUGAUGCUCAAAAUAGCGACGAACUAACAUUCCAAGUCAACGAUCGUCUCAUUAUCCUGCGUAAGGGCGACGAUGCCGAGAGUGAGUGGUGGUGGGCCAAGAAUGCGAAUGAUGAGGAAGGUUAUGUGCCCAGAAAUCUGUUGGGGCUCUAUCCCAGAGUUCCACCACAGACAUCCAACUUCAACGAUUAGCAGUUAAUACGAUUUUAUAUAUGUAAAAAGAAAUCGGGUCGUCUGAUACAAAAACACUACAUUUCCAAAUACUUGUAAUAGUUGGCAAGACAUAACGGAGAAUGAGUGCAGAAGACUACAACACACACAAAUGCACACGUGUGGAAUGCAAAUCAAAAUAACGCACGCGUUGCCGCAUAACGGUCGUUAGUAGCAUACAAACUACUUUUAAGCAAUUACUAAUUAUUUUUUAAACUAUAUAUUAACUUUGUCUAAUUUUACGCAUUCAUUUUAAGUUCUUUUUCUAAUUUAAUUUUAUGACAGCGUUUUGUUUGCUGCCGCAUGAAAGUGUCCAUAGAAUGUGCAACAUUGAUAUUUAAGCGUUUUCGAAGGUUUUCUACAUAAGUCCUAAAUAUGUACAUAUAUAGAGUACAUACGAACAUAUAUAUUUGUAUAUACAUACUUACUAUGCUAUGUUAUGUAUGCUCAAGCGCAUAAACUAAAAAUAAAAGCAAAAAAUAAAUAAAACAAAAAUAAUUCAUAUAUAUUUGACUAAUGCUAUGUAAUAAGCUACUUAUAAAUAAUAAAAUGUUAAAGCUUACAA